GCACACGCACGCACUCGCUACAGUCGUAUUUAUAUAAAAGAGUUUGCAGUCCCACGGCGGCGCCUCACUCAAACAGAAACUGUCGCCGAGUGCGCUCCUCGUUGUCGAAGUGUCGCGCAAACGCAAGUGGCACCAACAUGCGGUUCAGCCGGAGGCAGGGAUUCGGGACGGUGCUCCUUCUGCUGUGCGUCUUCGCGUCUCUCGCCAAGGCAGCCGUGUUCGUGCAACCUGUUGACGUGAAAAACAAACAAUGCAUCUGGAAGAAGUACGCCAUUCCAGACGGAGCUCACAUCAACCUCGCCAAUCCCUGCAUGAGCCUUACUUGUGACUCACGGCUCAAGUACCUACGAGGCGCAUCGUGUGGCCGCGUCUCACUGCAGGGCUAUCCGAAGAACUGCACCUUGAAGAAAGGCAAGGGAAUCUACCCAAAAUGUUGCAAAACGCAUGUCAUCUGUUCGUGAGCAUCACCUCCUCGCCGAGGUCAGACAAGACCAAG
Molecule: messenger RNA, 496 nt
Organism: Rhipicephalus sanguineus (brown dog tick)
Lineage: Eukaryota; Metazoa; Arthropoda; Arachnida; Ixodida; Ixodidae
Exons: 3
Coding region: 138-461 (107 amino acids)
Source: RefSeq, a predicted model, not a curated record